AUGGCAGAUCCACUGCGCCCUGACCGCCCCGCGACCUCGGCUGCUAUCAGCUCCAACGGCCGAGAGUUCACCGACGACAAUGCAACGGACCUGUCUCCUAUAACCCACCACGAGGAUUUCUUUCGCGAGUGGCUUGAGAGUAUCGAGAACGACAGUACUCUCUUCGAAGUCCACGAGUCAUUAGAAAGUCAGGAGGGGCGCCAAGAGGAACAUUCAGACUCUCUCCCCCAAGUUGACCAGCAGGAGAGCAACGAGGAAUAUCUUGAUUCCCGUUUCGACCUUGAAGACUCGGUGAGCAGCCAAGUCUCUCUACACAGCCACAAGGAUAGCGACGAGGAGUAUUUUGACUCCUACGCCAGUUUUGACUGGCUAUUUAGCCACGACAACAGCGAAGACCAGUACUUCGAUUCGCUUUCCCAAUUCGACGAGUCGUCCGACGGUGAAAAAGAGGAACUGAAGGGUCCUACCGAUCCUCCUUACGCAUUCGCCGAGAAGAUGGACGGCCAGUCGAUUUUCAAGAAUCUGCACAGUAAGUCCAACCAGCAGGGAAAACAAGCCUCUAACCGGCUUCGCGAGCCGAAUCAACUAACAAAGGCCCUCGAAGCGCGCAUCAACACCGACAUCUCGCAGCUGCUGCAGCGGUUCGAAAACAUCAUGGCUACGGCUACGGCCGAGAACAACACCCUCACUGCCACCGCUGUGGAGUCCUACCAGGUGGAUGUUGAGUCCACUGCCCUCAUCCGUGCCGCAGAGGACCUCCUCUCGGUGACCCGCACCAUGAAGGAGAUGUGGUUGUUCGGCAAGCUCGACACGAUCGGUGAAGAUGAGCGGGACGUUGAACGCCGCGAGAAGCUUGAGGCCGAUGUCGAUGCCGUCAAGAAGGCAGUUGAGGAUGGCAGCCUGGAGAAGCUGGCCCCUGCCGACCUGAAUAAGUAG
This is a messenger RNA of Penicillium argentinense, 936 nucleotides long. RefSeq names its product RNA polymerase II mediator complex head subunit MED22. Gene Ontology annotation, biological process: regulation of transcription by RNA polymerase II. The coding region runs from base 1 to 936 and encodes 311 amino acids. Lineage: Eukaryota; Fungi; Ascomycota; Eurotiomycetes; Eurotiales; Aspergillaceae. Gene Ontology annotation, cellular component: mediator complex. The record is from RefSeq and is a predicted model, not a curated record. The transcript is spliced from 3 exons. Gene Ontology annotation, molecular function: transcription coregulator activity.